UACCACUCGGCUACUCGCAGCAUAGGUCACCUAGCAUCUCGUCCAACCUCUACGCCGGCCUUGUUCUCACUCCUGGAAGCUGGAAUCGCCAAGUAUACCCACGGCCUUGCAUGUAACACCAGACGCCUGCACUGCUGGCAUCUGUCUUGGCUGGACCUAUUGUUCUCCCAAUAACCAUAACCACAUCUGGUUCCCCUCCGUCCUACGCCCUCUUUCUUCAAUGUCUACUGCUGUCGAGUCUUCUCAUCACAUUCUUGGCACCAACCCUACGCUCAACACCAUGUCUCGAUCACUUCACGCUCAUCGCGAGGCCUACUCCUCAAGGCACGCACACUACACGCCAGAACAGCAACCACAACAGCCGCACUUGUAUCGUCAACAGCAACAACACAGGCUGCCUCCCGUGACCACCAUAAUACCCACCACUGGUCCUGGUCUUGUUUCUUCUUCCUGCGAUCCAGCUUAUCGAGGCCAUAGCCGGACUUACUACUCCGACUACCCAACUCCUUCACCAGUGGGACAAACACCCCCUCAACUCCCGAUUACAUAUAACGAGGCUCGUUCUCAUCAUGGGAGACACCUAGACGGCCGUCUUUCCCCGGCCUAUUCCACUGCUGCCAGUGAAAGGUCAACCGUGGAGUCCACCUACGAGUCUCGUUCAAGGCAAAUGAACCAUAUUCGCGAUCACCAGGUGCAUGCUGAGCCAUCUUGGUCACCUUUCCACCAGCAGCCCUCGCGACUAAGACAGGAGUCAUUCAGCCAUUCCACCAUGACACGAAAGGCAUCCGCACCCGAAAACAACCACUAUGGCAACAGCAACAACAACUCCCCACCACCCAAGGGAUCACAAACUCCAUCAAACUCACAGCAAGGCGGUUCUCCAAGGCAGGAAUCCCGGCCCAUGAGCAUAUCCAAUCUCAUAAGCACCGACAAUACCAGAAACACACGGAACCCGGUCCCCCCACCACCCUCAGGCAAAAAGACCGACUACCAAAUAUCCGUCCGCCAACAGCCCUUCGCCGCCCGCAGCUGCGGCUUCGGCGAGCGCGACCGGCGCGUCAUCGACCCGCCGCCCAUUGUGCAACUGACCAUUCACAACGAUACCCUCUCACGCGAAGAGCUCAGCCGCCUCCUGCGGCACCAAUUCAGCGUCAUCCACUGCAGCAUCUGGGACGAGACGGGCGUCAAGGACAUGAGCAGCAUGCCCGAGGACUUCCGACAGCAGCGACGUUUGAUGGGGACGUUGGUUGCGUCCCCCUUUGUCGGGUUGGAUGAGAACGGGGAGGAGGGCUGUUUCUUUUGUUUCCCCGACCUGAGCUGUCGUACACCGGGGAUUUUUAGGCUGAAGUUUGCGCUGGUGGUGCUGGACCCCGCGAGGAUGAUGGCGGGCGAUAGAAGCAGUAUUGUCGCCACGGCGAUGAGCGAGCCGUUUCAGGUGUAUAAUGCGAAGGAUUUUCCGGGGAUGAAGGCUAGUACGCCGUUGACGAAGAGACUCAAAGAGCAGGGGUGUUUGAUUAGUAUUAAGAAGGGGAAUGAGAAGGGGGGUUCCGGGGGUGGGGGUAAAGGUGAGAGGGAGGAGAGUGGGGAGGAGGAUGAGGGGAGGGAUGAGGAGGAUGUGGAGGAGAGCGGGAGGGGAGGAGGGAGGAAGGGGAGGAAGAGGCAGAAGAGGGGGUCUUUGUGAACUUUUUUUCGGUUCGGCUUUUCGGUUUCUUCCCGAUUUUCACCUAUGUUACGGCUCAUGACACGCUAUAUACCCAUUUCCCUAUUUCUUCUCUAUCUAGGGUUUUCAAACGAUAUCAUUUCACCUCGUCGAAAAGCGGUUUGAACAACAGGUUGGCUUUUUGGUUUCAAAAAAGCGAAGAGCUUCUUUUGGUUCAUAAGCUCUGCUUCCCCACAAUUUUUAUC
Molecule: messenger RNA, 1905 nt
Organism: Neurospora tetraspora
Lineage: Eukaryota; Fungi; Ascomycota; Sordariomycetes; Sordariales; Sordariaceae
Product: velvet factor-domain-containing protein
Exons: 2
Coding region: 221-1681 (486 amino acids)
Source: RefSeq, a predicted model, not a curated record